Molecule: messenger RNA, 5234 nt
Organism: Rubroshorea leprosula
Lineage: Eukaryota; Viridiplantae; Streptophyta; Magnoliopsida; Malvales; Dipterocarpaceae
Source: the annotation of a GenBank genome assembly
AUUUAGUGGAGAGAAAAGUGAGAUGAGAGAGAGAGGACCUAGUAAGAGAAUCACUCGACCGUUCCCGACGGCCUUUGAUCCGCCGGGAAACAACAAUCCUCAAACAGAUUUUCACCUAGUGAGAGAGCGACAACCUAACCUCAGGCACCAUAACCAAUUUCAGCCGAGAGAUAGGCUGCAGGGAACUGAAAGGACAGCAGGAGAUAUCUACAAGAGACGGCGAGAAACACCUUAUGGCUAUGGCAAAGGAAUACUGGAACAAGCUACAUCAUAUUUCUUCACCAACUUCCCAGAGGAUUGGGAGAUUGGAGCUAUGUGGAAGGCCUUCAUCAAAUGCGGGAGAGCGAUACAAGUAUAUGUAGCGAAGAAACGAGACAGAUGGGGCCAUCGCUUUGGAUUCGCUCGCUUCCUGGGGGUCAAGAACCCAAGAGAACUGGAGGAAAAGCUCAACCAAAUCAGAGUGGGUGAACAGUCUCUAAAAGCUAACAUAGCAAUAUUUUCAAGGGAGGAGACCAAACCAAGGCAAAGGGACUUGAAGGAAGUAGGGAGGAUGGAAUCAAAGAGAAAUGCAAGGUCUUAUGCAGAAGUCCUGAAAGGAGCAACAGAAAAGGGAAGCAUUAAGAAAAUGAGGGAAUCUACAAUUCCCUUGAGGAAGUGGCAAUCGAAGAAGCUGGAAAAGGAGGAAGGGCAUGGUUUAGAAGUUAUAAUAGAUAAGGAGGAUGUUGAGUGGCUUGAAAAAAGCUAUGUGGGGAGAGCGAGGUGCCCGGAAAUCAUAUGCACCUUACAAGAAAAGUUUCUGAUGGAGGGAUACUUUUCUGCAAAGGUCACCCCAAUGGGUGGCAAUUUGGUGCUACUUUCAAGUGAAGAUGCUGAUGAACUUAAACAGCUAGUGGAGGAGGGUAGGGACUGGUUGGCUCAAUGGUUUACCAAGGUGCAUCCAUGGUCUCCAACCGAGGUGGCUUCAGAAAGGUUUACGUGGAUCCGAUGCCAAGGUGUACCACUUCAAAUAUGGAAAAGCAGCUUCUUUGAGACAGUUGCAUGCUUGUUCGGCAGAUUCAUUUCGUUGGACAAUAGCACAAUAAAAAAGACUAGGCUGGAUGUGGCCAAAAUUUUAGUUCUAACACCAGUCCAAGAUAAUAUUAACAGAACCUUGAAGGUUAAAGCUGGGGAAUCCAAUUUCCAUAUCAGAGUUAGCGAAGAAGUAGGGGUGGAUAAUAUCUUCUCUUUGAAGACAGAUUUCCGCUUGUGUGGUGUGGACAGUUCAGAUGAAGAUGAUUGGUCUGAUGAAUCAGUCAAUAGUGAUCAGUACUCAAAUGUGAAUAAGGAUGAAUGGCAAAUACUGGCUGAUGAUGGAAAGGAGUUUGCAACGGUGGAGAAGUUGCCGGCGUCGGAGGAUGAUGAGGAAGGGGACAAGGUGCCUGAAUCAGCAGACUUGGCUGACAACGCAUUUAAUGUGGAAGAUCAAAUUUCAAAAGGGAAGGUGACUGUAUCUAGAAACGAGGAGAACGUUGCAUGGGUACCGAUGCAGAUUGGAAAUGAUCUCCCAGUUUUUGAACAAAGCAAUGAUUACUCAAUGGGUGGAGUCCAUCCCCAUCUGGCAAGUGAAGGGACCCACCCCCCAGCUUCCAUCCUGAAUCAACUCAUGGGCCAUGAGGCAAACUCAAAAAAUCAACAAACUUUACGUGUACCAAAUAUGGGCCCAUCGAAAUAUGGAUUAUGCUACAAAAGGAAGGUUGGUUUGAGUAAGCCCAAUAUUAAAGACAAUAAAGCAAGGGAGGAGGCGACUUUUAGUGAUUCAGCAAUUCAUGACAGGAAAAAGACAAGGCAAAGAGAUGCAGAGGAAAGAAACCGAGAGGUGAUAGAAGAGGAACGAAGUAGGCAACCAUUUUGGGAAGGCCUCGCAAGCGACAAUGAAAUCCUACAGGUGAGGGCGGAAAGGAUUGUACGAGAAAGGAGGAGGAAAAGAAAGCAAACAAGGAUGACCAAGGAGGUCAAGGAUAAGGAGUUAUAUCCAAAUCAGCCCAUAACCACAGAAUCGUCACCCAAGGAAGGAGGCAAGAAAAAUUGGAGUAAACGCAGGCUAUGGGAUGAGCUUCUGAGUUUAAUUGAAGAACAUGGGGGUGGAAAUUGGUGUAUUGGUGGUGAUUUCAAUGCUAUUAGAGAUGUGGAAGAGAAGAAGGGCAAGUGUUUUGAUAUAGUUGAUGCUAGGGAUUUUAAUAAAUUCAUUGCAGAUGCAGGUUUAGAAGACAUCCCUAUGAUAGGUAGGAAGUUCACUUGCAAUUUCCCGGAUGUUUCUCAAUGGGGGUUGAAGAGAGACUUGUCUGAUCACUGUCCUAUUGUACUUAAACAAUCUCACAUUGACUGGGGGCCCAAACCCUUUCGAUGCUUGGAUAGCUGGCUAAACCAUGAAGGAUUUGACAAAUUUGUUCAAGAGAGGUGGGAUAGUUACAGGGUGGAAGGAUGGGGUUGUUUUAGACUGAAGGAGAAGCUGAAGUCCUUGAAGAAGGAUUUGAAGUGCUGGAACAGGGACAUCUUUGGAAAUAUAGAGAGGAAUAUUGAAGUAGCAAAAGAGGAAAUAAGGAAGUUGGAUGAGAAGGCAGAGAAAGGCUCAUUCACAGAGGAGGAAGUGGCAAAAAGGAAAGAUUGUUUUUUCAGCCUUUGGGAGUGGAGUAGGGCUAAGGACAAUCUACUGCAUCAGAAAUCAAGACAAAGAUGGCUUAAGGAGGGUGAUGCAAACAGUAAAUACUUCCAUGGAUUCAUAAAAGAGUUCCACUCCAAUGGAAAACUGGUGAGGGGUAGUAACGCAUCUUUUAUUGUCUUGGUACCCAAAAAGGAUAAUCCUAUUAGUUUACUUGAUUAUCGUCCAAUCUCUCUCAUUGGGUGCAUGUAUAAAAUAGUCUCUAAACUCCUUGCUAACCGAAUGAGAAGAGUUAUGGAUUCCAUCAUUAGCCCCAACCAAUCUGCUUUUGUUGGAGGGAGACAGAUUGCAGAUGGUAUUAUAAUCACAAAUGAACUGAUUCAUGAGGCAAAAAGAAGGAAGAAAGCCACAGUAUUUUUCAAGGCAGACUUUGAAAAGGCUUAUGACAGCGUGAAUUGGGAAUUUCUAGAUUUCAUGUUAGGUAAAUUGGGCUUCUGUUCAAAAUGGUGUUCUUGGAUCAAAGGAUGUCUUCACUCUGCUUCUGUCUCGGUUUUGGUAAAUGGCAGUCCUACGGAAGAGUUUCAAAUAUCGAAAGGGCUUCGCCAAGGUGACCCACUAGCCCCUUUCUUAUUUCUUGUGGUGGCUGAGGCUCUUAAUGGUUUAAUAAUAAAAGCAGUAGAAGAAGGAAUCUUUAAAGGGGUGUCUAUUGGUCAUGGGGGAAUGGAAAUAACACACCUACAAUUUGCGGAUGAUACAAUCCUUUGUUGUGAGGCAACUAGGAAGAAUGUAUGGGCAAUCAAAUGCAUCUUCAGGAGCUUUGAGCUUGUUUCAGGCUUGAAGGUCAAUUUUUUUAAAAGUUCUUUAAUUGGAGUUAAUGUGGAAGAAGAGGAUUUGAAUGUUCUGGCUGAUAUGCUAAAUUGCAUGGUGGGAAAGAUACCGUUCAUGUACCUCGGGGUCCCUGUGGGAGCUAAUCCAAGGAAAGUAUCUACCUGGACUCCUGUGAUUGAGUGUUUUAGACGUAAAUUGUCAACUUGGAGGUGCGACUCGUUGUCUUUUGGUGGGCGGAUUAUUCUUCUGAACGCUGUCCUCUCGAGUAUCCCGGUCUACUAUUUCUCAACCCUUAAAGCACCCAAGAAGGUAAUAAAUAUUCUGUCUCUAAUUCAGAGAAGGUUUCUUUGGGGAGGAAGUGAGGAGAGUGCUAGGAUUGCUUGGGUGGGGUGGGAGAAAGUGUGUAGGAAAAGAAGGGAUGGGGGUCUCGGAGUAAAAAAUUUAGGACUCUUUAAUGUGGCAUUGCUAGGAAAGUGGAGAUGGAGGUUGUUAGAGGAUGAAGAAUCUCUAUGGAGUAGGUUUUUGUGGUAUAAAUAUGAUGUGAAGGGAACGAAUGUUUGGAGUGGAGGUGAGUGGGGUACGUCUUGCUCUAGGUGGUGGAAAGAUAUAUGGAAGCUGGAUGACAGUGAUAUGGGUAGCGAAGGAUGGUUUAAGAUGGGGAUUGAGAAGUUGGUUGGGGAAGGGAAUGGAACAUUAUUUUGGCAUGACCAAUGGGUGGGUGAUUAUUCAUUGAAAGAUAGAUUUUAUAGAUUGUUCAAUAUAUCAAGCAAUAAGGAGGCUUUGAUAUCUAAUAUGGGAGAAUGGAGAGAUGGGGAAUGGCAAUGGAGUUGGAGUUGGAGGAGAGAGCUUUUUGCUUGGGAAAUUGACAUCCUGCAAGAACUUAGAGAGGAAGUUCGAAAAAGGAAGUUGGUUCAAGGACAAGAAGACAGAUGGAUAUGGAAGAAGGAUCCUAGAGGUAAAUAUUCAGUGUCCUCUGCAUACAAUCUAUUAAAUACAACUCCCAUCCCUAAUUUGCCUGGAGACUACAAUCUGAUAUGGAAUGGAAGGGUACCAUUAAAAGUUGCUGCUUUUGCUUGGAAAGUGAUGCAAAAUAGAAUCCCAACAAAAGAUAAUCUACAGAAACGAGGAGUGUUGGGCAGUGAAGAAGAUCAGUCAUGUGUUUUAUGUGGGAAAGAAGCUGAAAGUGUAAACCAUCUUUUGUUUUCGUGUCCAAUAGCAUGGAAGGUGUGGUCAUCAUGUUAUCAGUGGUGGGGUAUUAAUGUGGUGGCCCAAGAAAAGGGUUGGAACCACCUGAUCCAGCAUGCUGGACUUUUCAACAAUAAAUUCGCAAAGGAAGCUUGGAAGGUGAUUUGGUUUGCAGUUGUAUGGAAUAUGUGGCUAUGGAGAAAUCAGAAGAUCUUUAAGGCAAAGUUGGAACCUCAGGACAAGAUGAUUGAGGUGAUUAAAUUCCAAACCUUCCAAUGGAUUAAAGCAAAACAGUGGCCAGAAAUCUCAAAGGAGCUAUGGUAUAUAUGUCCUGCUCACGCUUGUGAAACGGCAUCAAAAAGGAUGCCUUAGUUGGCCAGCAAAGAACACACGGGGAUGAAAACAGCUGUAGGAUAAGGAAGGCCAUGCCAACACUGUUUGGAUGAUCUAUAUUUUGGGGUAGAUUUUGGGGUAAACUUUCGUAUGAAAGUGUUGUUUGUAUCACCCUAAUUAUAUUACUUACUCUUUUUGUACAGGUAGGAGUACCCCUUGUACUCCAACUUAAUAAUAUUAUCUUUUGCUG